This is a messenger RNA of Endocarpon pusillum Z07020, 912 nucleotides long. RefSeq lists its product as uncharacterized. The coding region runs from base 1 to 912 and encodes 303 amino acids. Lineage: Eukaryota; Fungi; Ascomycota; Eurotiomycetes; Verrucariales; Verrucariaceae. The transcript has a single exon. The record is from RefSeq and is a predicted model, not a curated record.
AUGUCGUACUUGGAGAAAGACGUUUCCGGUCCAGUACCGGUGGACGAUGGGCAACGCGCCGAGAACGCGCCAAUCGCCCUUCCCAGUGACAGCGGCCUCCACGUACACCAUGGCUCCGACCACGAUGCCCGUCAGGCGCGCGGGGCGUCGGCACUAAUAUCGCCGUUAUACACCGUUCAGCCGGAGACUUCUUUUCCCGUGGUCACAGACGCUCCCAGCGGACCUUUGCCGAAGCGUGCCCAGCGAAUAUGUGGACUGAGGAGGAGGACCUUCUGGAUUCUGGUCAUUCUCUCGUCGGUUGUCAUAGUAGGGGCUGCAGUAGGAGGAGGCGUCGGUGGAACCAUGGCAAGGAGGUAUGCAGACCAGAUCCGGACACCGUCACUCAUCACUACUCCAGGUAUAAUAAUAACCAACACCAGCUCGUCGACUACGUCGUCCAUCCCCACGUCUUCAGUCCAAUCGUCGAAUACUAGCAUCCCUCCCACCCCAUUAGCCAGCAGCAGCACCAACCCGAGAAUGGAAUUCAGCAUGCAAAUUUGGGAGGAACCGGCUUUUGGUGGCCGGAGCCAAAUCUUCUACGCGCCCGGCUCCUACCAGACCGCCUUUCUAGCCAGGAGCUACAUGUGGCGCCCAGGACAGUUCGACUUGGACACAAUGCAAGUAUGCUCAAUGGCAUACUGCUUCGGUAGCAACCAACUCGGUUGGCGGGGUUCAACUGAAACGGAGCAGCCGGGCUUCCCUCAGAACGCCUCGUGGGGUGCAGAUAAUAUUGUUAUUGCUUGUGCUGAUAGCUUUCUUGCGCCGCCGUGUCCGGGCCCUUUGGCUCUGUCGUCCUUCUAUACGGUGCCAGUCAUCGAGACGGCUACUGGGGAUUCAGCUGUACCUUCUUCAACAACAACAUCAAUCUUGUAG